Messenger RNA from Debaryomyces fabryi, 1308 nucleotides. It is a transcript of the gene ISC1, whose product is annotated as inositol phosphosphingolipid phospholipase. Gene Ontology annotation, molecular function: sphingomyelin phosphodiesterase activity. Lineage: Eukaryota; Fungi; Ascomycota; Pichiomycetes; Serinales; Debaryomycetaceae. The coding region runs from base 1 to 1308 and encodes 435 amino acids. Gene Ontology annotation, cellular component: cytoplasm. The transcript has a single exon. The record is from RefSeq and is a predicted model, not a curated record.
AUGAUAAAAAAUAUUAAGGGACCAGAUAAUACAGCUGGACAUUCAGUUAAGUUAUUAACACUCAACACUUGGGGCUUGAAGUUUGUUUCUAAGUUAAGGAAAGAAAGAUUACAAGCUAUUGGUGAUAGAUUAAGUAAACCUACUUCACUCGAUGAAGAUUAUGAUAUAGUGGCCUUGCAGGAAGUAUGGUGCGAGGAGGAUUGGAUUUAUAUAAGUGAUAAGUGCAAAGAAAGAUAUCCAUAUAGAAGAAUAUUUAAGUCAGGAAUUGUUUCAGGACCUGGGUUAGCAAUUUUAUCAAAAAUUCCUAUAGAGUCAACGUUUUUAUAUAGAUUCCCAAUUAAUGGGAGACCUUCGGCAUUCUUUAGAGGGGACUGGCUUGUGGGUAAGAGUAUUGCAAUCACUUUGUUAAAACCACAUACAAAUGAUUCAUUACCAAUUGCUAUUUUGAAUUCACAUAUGCAUGCUCCAUAUGCUCAAACUGGUGAUGCAAGCUAUUCCUGUCAUAGGGCAUGCCAAGCAUGGGAUUUUGCGAAAUUUGUUAAUAUGUUGAGGAAAUCUGGAUAUGCGGUAAUCCAAGUAGGUGAUUUAAACUCCAAGCCUGGCUCAUUACCAUAUAAACUAUUUACAGUAGAUGGGGGAUUGGGAGAUUCAUGGGAGAUUUGUCAUAACAGUAGAAAUAAUUCAAUAAUUGAACCAGAACAAAUAGCGAAGAUGAAUCCAGAGGAGCAAAUACUACAUGGAGGUAUUACUUGUGAUUCCCAGUUGAAUACUUGGAGGGCACAUAGAGAGAGAUGGGAAGCAUGUAGAUUAGAUUAUGCAUUAAUUGAUUCUCAUAAUAUAAAGCCUAUUAAUGCGACUGUUAAAUUUACUGAUACAUUACCGCCACCCUUGAACUGUUCUUACUCGGAUCAUUUUGCAUAUAGUACAGAAUUGCUAAUAGCUCUGAAAGCUGAUUAUCAUUAUAAUGAAAAUUCUGAGAACAACAAUGAAAAAUUAAAGGUUUAUCAAGAACUUCUUGAAGAAAUUGGACGUUAUCAGAAGUAUACCAUACCUUUUCAAGCGAAUUGGAGAAAAAUACAUUUUGUUUUAUCCAUUAUAGCCGUAAUUGCUAUUCACAUAGGAAUAGCAUUUGCAGCAGAGAAAAAGGCAUGGUCAUCGGUCUUACUACUUUUCUUAAGUACGGUAAUUGGAAUGACAGGAGUCAUCAAUGGAAUGAUUUGGUAUUUUGGAGUAAGAUCUGAACUGAGAGCUUUACAAGAAGUGGAAAUGGAAGUCGAAGAUGUAUAUGCAUCGAUUAAAGAUGCAUAA